AUGCCGGCCCAGGGGACCGCCUCCCGAGGGAGCCGGCGACGGGCCGCGGGCCGCGGGGCGACGGGGGGAGACGAAAGAUUUUUCCUGAAGUUCUUCCUGAAAUGUAACCAGAAUUGUCUGAAGAAUGCCGGAAAUCCUAGAGAUAUGAGAAGAUUUCAAGUGGUAAUAUCAACUCAAGUCAUGGUGGACGGUCCUCUACUAGCAAUAUCAGACAAUAUGUUUGUCCACAACAACAGCAAGCAUGGCCGGAGGGCAAAACGGCUAGACCCUAGCGAAGGUACAGAUGCCGCGACAGACAAUACUUCAGGUUUAUAUCCACCUCUGCCAGUAGCGACACCGUGCAUCAAGGCCAUAUCACCAAGCGAAGGAUGGACGUCAGGCGGCUCGACAGUAAUCAUAGUUGGAGACAACUUCUUUGACGGACUCCAAGUAGUAUUUGGAACCAUGCUGGUAUGGAGUGAGUUAAUAACAUCGCACGCGAUAAGAGUGCAGACUCCGCCGCGUCACAUACCCGGUGUAGUGGAAGUGACGCUUUCGUACAAGAGCAAGCAGUUCUGUAAAGGGGCGCCAGGAAGAUUUGUUUAUGUUUCAGCGUUGAACGAGCCAACGAUAGAUUACGGCUUCCAGAGGCUACAAAAACUUAUACCAAGACAUCCCGGUGACCCGGAAAAAUUACCAAAGGAAAUAAUUUUAAAACGAGCAGCGGACUUGGCGGAGGCACUGUACUCAAUGCCUCGUAACAACCAAUUGGGGCUUGGCGCGCCUCGAUCACCGCCAGCCAGUAUGCCUUUCAAUUCGUACACAGGACAACUAGCUGUCAGCGUCCAAGACACUGCUGCAUCGCAGUGGACUGAAGAGGAGUACGCGCGUAGCGGUGGCUCGGUAUCGCCGCGGUACUGCUCCGCCGCGUCCACGCCGCACGCCGCGCCCGCCGCCUACCCGCAUCCACAACAUUACCCCGCACCGCCAACCUCACUCUUCAAUACCACGUCACUGUCUCUAGGUCCGUACCAUCCGGCGAACAUGAAUGGACACUUAUCAUCUGACCGUCACUAUAACGCGUAUAAUACGAAAGAUAGCGGACAUUACAGUGAAAGAAAUGGGAACUCUAAAAGCCUGGACGACUGUCCGGUAAACAUUCAUACAAAAUGCACCGACAACGAUAUGAAAGGGGCUCAGAAUAAAGAGACUAAGCUGAGAAGCGCUUUUGCCGUAGUAAGGCAGAGCCCGCCACGCGUUGCCAAUGAGCACCAUCAGAAUUGGCACCACCUCGCCGUCCAGUGAAUGGGUGGUCUUGUAUCUUCACCGUUCAGUGUCAAUCCGUUCUCGCUGCCAACUUGCAGCGCUCAGCAGUACGCUCAAACAGCUCCACUCGCUUCCAAGUAG
This is a messenger RNA of Spodoptera exigua (beet armyworm), 1386 nucleotides long. The record is from the annotation of a GenBank genome assembly. NCBI's taxonomy places the organism in Eukaryota, Metazoa, Arthropoda, Insecta, Lepidoptera, Noctuidae.